AUGGCUUCUGGACUGAGUCUUCUUGGUGCGUUGCCUGCUGGCUUUAGCAGCAAUGUCUCAGGGUCAUCGUGGGCACAUUAUGAUGCGAAGAAACUUGCUGUGUUACCUGGUCAUUUCAAUCGCUCGAUCUUCGAUCCGCCAUGGGUAGCUGAAGUGGAGAAUCCUUCUCUCCUCUCCACCAACGAGGUCUUCAACACAAGCGACUUCAUCGCCUUCUCCCCCUCCUUCUUCUCCCUCAUCGGUCCUUCCGCUCAAGUCUCCCGCGAAAUCUCCUUCGCAGACAUCACCAACCACGAAGCCUCCUGCUACAUCCCCUCAACGAAGCAGCUCUUCUUCGUCGCCUGGGGCUACUCCCAUAACUGGCAGCUCGUACUCGACGUCGAGACCAACACCUUGAAAAACAUCACGACUUCGCCGCCAACAUGGAAUGUUCACGGGUGUGUGCACUAUGACGACUUCCUGUAUGUAGCUACGGAUGGAGGAGAUGAUGGUGAAGGCGGCCAGUAUGCUAUUAUUGUGAAGAUUGACCCGAAGAACUGGACGGCUGAGACGGUGAUAAACAAUUUCUACGAGAUGCCGUUCUUGGGGUUCAAUGAUUUAGAUAUUGACCGGAACGGGAAUUUCUGGGUCACGGAUUCGAUUUCCGCAUGGGGCCGUGAUGUAACGGCUUUCACCCCGCAAACAACACCCGCAGUCUACUUCAACAACGCCACCACCCUCGUCCCCAAAUGGGUGUUCCAAACCCCUGGCAACGCAAACGGAAUCGCAUCUCAUCCUCCUUUACGCUCUACAUCUCCAGCACAGGGAUCUCAUCCGGUCGUCCCAAUGUCAAAGAUCCUUACAAAGAUCGACAGCUGA
Molecule: messenger RNA, 858 nt
Organism: Cadophora gregata
Lineage: Eukaryota; Fungi; Ascomycota; Leotiomycetes; Helotiales; Ploettnerulaceae
Exons: 4
Coding region: 1-858 (285 amino acids)
Source: RefSeq, a predicted model, not a curated record